AUGAGGGCGGCGGGCCGGCAGGUGUCCGCGGCGGCGGCCGGGGAGCCCAGCAGCGACGUCCGCGGCGAGCAGCCCCGUGAGCACGGCCGUCCCCGGCCUCCGGCCACCCCUGCCCCUGCCCGUGCCCACCCCGCCGUGUCCCCUCGGGAGCCCAGCCGCUCCCCGCGGCUCCUCAUUGAUGUCCCCCAGCACCGCCGCAGGUGCUGGCCCUGGUGCCAUGGGGUGUCCGCAUCCCUCUUCAGCUCCUUGGAAACUUCCUGCAGCGAGGACGUCUUUUGGAUGCCUCUCCAUCUAUGGCGCUGCCUUGGGAUGUCUGUCACGGGGAGGCACAGUGGCUGUCUCCCGAGUGGCCCUAGGGUGGCUUUGGCUACCAGCGCUGUACCUGCCAGGCUGCUGUCCUGGCAGAAAUGUGUGUAUGUUGAGCCACCUAGGAGAGUUAAAGAAAUACUGGAGGAGCACUUUCAUUUUCAGGAAGAAGAAUGCAAUGUUAAACAUCCAGCUGCAGUGGCUCUGGAAGGAGUUUGGAAUGUGAAGAACAAUUUCUCCAUUAGAAGCCUGAAACCAGAGUCACAGAGCAACAACGAUUUACUUUUACAGCCUCAAUUCUACUCAAGACAUGCAAGAACGAAAAAUUUCUACUGUAGCAAAGUGUGA
This is a messenger RNA of Pseudopodoces humilis (Tibetan ground-tit), 654 nucleotides long. The record is from RefSeq and is a predicted model, not a curated record. Lineage: Eukaryota; Metazoa; Chordata; Aves; Passeriformes; Paridae.